AUGCCACCUGCCGUUCUCCCUGCAGGCGAAGGCAGAGGAGGAGGAGGAGGAAGAAGGACGGAUCCAGCUGCGGCGGCCGGCAUUCCCUUAGGGGCCGGCCCCAGCACACCCAUCUCAGUGAGGUACCUUUCCAGAGAGGCGGAGGAGGAGGAAGAGGAGAAGAAGGCGCCAGCCCUUUGCCUUGGCUGUUCAGGGGGAGAGAUGAUGGCCUGGCAGGCGACACAGGGCGGCCGGAGGGAAGGGCGAAGGGCCCCCCUGGAAGCCUUGGCCGAGGUCACCAGCUUUGCUCAGCCGCUCCCGGAUGGGGCCCGGAAGCUGUUGGAGGCGAAGGAGCCCCCGGGCAGCCUGGCAACCGUCCCAGAAAGCCAAGAGGAGGUGGGAAGCGGAGACCCUCAGGCCGGGGCCCCCCCAGGCGAGGACGGCGGCUUGACCGGAGGGACCACCGGGGUCCCGCCUCCCCUUCCAGUGGCCCCGGAGGCCAGCUCGCCUCCCGGCCUCGGCCACGAUGCUGUGGCGACAGACCUUCUCCUCCACCCCUUGCGGGGUGAAGGGCAGGCGUCUCCCACGGAGGGGACCGGCCCUCCCCAGCGGCCCAGGGAGCCCCCAGACCAGGACUCCGCUCAGAAAGAGGAGCCGCUGGAGAUCUGGGUGGACGCCUCCAGCCGCUCGCCGACACCCCAGUCGGCCGUCACGCCGCCGGUGCAGGCGGCUCAGCCCCCCAAGCCGUCCUCCGACCCCCUGGCCUCCGAAAUCAUCGACAUAGAUUACUACGACCUGUUCGACGGGGAGGGCCUGGGCGAGGGGGCGGGCUCCGAUGGCGCCAAGGGGAAACCGUCGGAGGAUAAAGGCAUGUCGUGGUCCCUCCACGACCUUUACGAUGACUUUACGCCCUUCGAUGAGUCGGAUUUCUAUCCCACCACCUCGUUCUACACCGACGGUGACGAAGAGGACCUGGAGGAGCCCGAGGAGGAAGAGGAGGAGGAGGAAGAUGGGGGAGGAGGGCUGGCGAGGGAUCUGGAGGACGAGAACACCUACCGGAUCCCCACUCCGGUGACGCCCAAAAUCCAGACCGAGGAGGUCCAGGAGGCCAAACCCACCAGCCGCCACCACCUUAUCCCUCCGUUGCAGACUUUCGUCAUCUCUGGCGGGAUCGGCGUGGCCACCCCCAGGCCCCGUCCGGCGGACGCAGGAAGGGACUUGAGCCUGUCCGGGAGCAGCAGCGAGAACGGCACAGAAUGCCGUAGCGGCUACAUCCGUCACAACACCUCCUGCAAGUCCGUCUGCGACACUUUCCCCAGCUACUGCCACAACGGGGGCCAGUGCUACCUGGUGGAGAAUCUGGGGGCCUUCUGCAGGUGCAACACGCAGGAUUACAUCUGGCACAAAGGGAUCCGCUGCGAGUCGAUCAUCACCGACUUCCAGGUGAUGUGCGUGGCCGUGGGCUCGGCCGCCCUGGUGGUUCUCCUCCUCUUCAUGAUGACCGUCUUCUUCGCCAAGAAGCUCUACUUGCUCAAAACUGAGAACAACAAGCUGCGCAAGACCAAAUACCGCACUCCGUCCGAACUCCACAACGACAACUUCUCGCUGUCCACAAUAGCCGAGGGCUCCCACCCACAUGAUGACCCCAGUGCCCCUCACAAGCUUCAAGACCCCUUGAAAUCCUGCCUCAAGGAAGAAGAGUCCUUCAACAUCCAGAACUCCAUGUCACCCAAGCUGGAGAACAAUAAAGGGGACCCGGACGCUGCCGACAUGAACUGCCUGCAGAACAACCUGACAUGAAGCCGGAGAGGAGCUGGGAAGGCAAUCGGGAGGAGAAGGAAAAACUGCGAGAGCCAUUUCCUCUUGUACAGAUCUCAUUCCUCGUAAUCGUUCCGUUUUUCUCCCUGCAAACUUCAUAGCAUGCUUCGAUGUAUUUUCUACAGGGAGGGAAGACAAACCAAUAAUAAUAAGGAUCAUCAUAAGGAUAAUAAUAAUAAUAAUUCACAAGAAGAUUAAGUCCUCAAGUGUCCCUCCAUGAAUCUGUGUGCAUUGGGUUGUUUGGUAUGAUGUCCUUGUCUGUAUAUUGCCUGGAUUAGCUUGCCCCACAUCUCCCUCCCUUCUUCACCCCCCCACCCCCAACCCAUGGUCCACUUUCUGUGAUUUCUAAACCUUUGCUGUAACUCGACUGACUUUUUUUUUUGUACUCUGCCCAGCCUUUUUUGAGAAACGAGUUUAAAAAUGUGGAAAAAAAAUUUCAAGAUCUUGAAAUAAUAACAAUAA
Messenger RNA from Pogona vitticeps (central bearded dragon), 2259 nucleotides. Lineage: Eukaryota; Metazoa; Chordata; Lepidosauria; Squamata; Agamidae. The record is from RefSeq and is a predicted model, not a curated record.